This is a messenger RNA of Peromyscus eremicus (cactus mouse), 1920 nucleotides long. RefSeq names its product exosome component 2 (gene Exosc2). The record is from RefSeq and is a predicted model, not a curated record. The coding region runs from base 39 to 920 and encodes 293 amino acids. The transcript has 9 exons. Gene Ontology annotation, molecular function: RNA binding. Gene Ontology annotation, cellular component: cytoplasmic exosome (RNase complex); nuclear exosome (RNase complex). NCBI's taxonomy places the organism in Eukaryota, Metazoa, Chordata, Mammalia, Rodentia, Cricetidae. Gene Ontology annotation, biological process: CUT catabolic process; U4 snRNA 3'-end processing; exonucleolytic trimming to generate mature 3'-end of 5.8S rRNA from tricistronic rRNA transcript (SSU-rRNA, 5.8S rRNA, LSU-rRNA).
AGAGUAGAGCUGCGCUUGCGCAAAUCAUUGGCGCCAAGAUGGCGAUGGAAAUGAGGCUUCCUAAGGCUCGCAAACCUCUCAGUGAGACCCUGGGCCGCGACUCUAAGAAACACUUGGUGGUACCGGGGGACACGAUCACCACUGACACAGGAUUCAUGCGGGGCCAUGGGACAUACAUGGGGGAAGAGAAGCUCAUUGCGUCUGUGGCUGGCUCCGUGGAGAGGGUGAACAAACUGAUCUGUGUGAAAGCCUUGAAAACCAGGUACAAUGGAGAAGUAGGAGACAUUGUAGUGGGGAGAAUCACAGAGGUUCAACAGAAGAGGUGGAAAGUGGAGACCAAUUCCAGGCUGGAUUCUGUCUUGCUCCUCUCAUCCAUGAACCUGCCCGGAGGGGAGCUGAGGAGAAGAUCUGCUGAGGACGAGCUGGCCAUGAGAGGCUUCUUACAGGAAGGAGACCUCAUCAGUGCGGAGGUCCAGGCAGUGUUCUCAGAUGGAGCUGUUUCUCUGCACACAAGGAGCCUGAAAUACGGAAAGCUAGGUCAGGGAGUUUUAGUCCAGGUGUCUCCUUCCCUGGUGAAACGACAGAAGACUCAUUUCCACGACUUGCCGUGUGGUGCUUCGGUUAUUCUGGGUAACAAUGGUUUCAUCUGGAUCUACCCUACACCCGAGCACAAAGAUGAGGAUGCUGGAGGCUUCAUUGCAAACCUGGAGCCAGUAUCCCUUAGUGAUCGAGAGGUGAUCUCCCGGCUUCGGAACUGCAUAGUUUUGCUGGUAACUCAGCGGAUGAUGCUGUAUGACACUAGCAUCCUGUACUGCUAUGAGGCUUCCCUUGCACAUCAGAUUAAAGAUAUCUUAAAGCCAGAAGUAAUGGAGGAGAUCAUGCUAGAAACACGCCAGAGGCUUUUGGAACAGGAGGGGUGAGGCCAGGUGCCGAAGGAUGGGACUGUGUGACUCUCUGGAGCAGCCUCUCUGGGAGGCUGAAGAGUCUGCUGUGUGGUCAGUCUUCACCACAUGUGGCCCAGGGAGGAUCUGACAAACACAUUCCUCACCUUCAGCGGUGCAGCAGGGCCAGGCCUGUUCUUUCCUGUUCUGAGACAAAGCCAGGGUGGAAGUGAAUGAUGGCUUCGGACACUCGGGUCCCUCUCAGAGCAUUGUGUCCCAGCAUGAUUAUGUAUCUUGGAGUAAUUUGGAGAAUCCAUGUUUUACGGUCAUGCCACAUAACACCCCAUGAAACUGUUCCAGUAGAAAACAUGCUGGGCUGGGGAUAUAGCUCGGGUGGAGCACUUUCCUAACAUGUGAAAGGCCCCAGGUUCAAUUUCCAGCCCUACCCCCACCCCAGAGAAAAGAAAACCAAAGAAAAAGAAAAACCAUGCAGUGCCAGCCGAAUGGUCUGUUUUGACUUUCAUUCCAUCUUCUUUAAUGCAGAAGUGUGUAGUUGGAGAAGAGGUGGUAGAGUUAGGCCAGCGGUCAGAUGGAUAGAAGAAUAAAAUGAACCAGUCUUUGUUGGAAUCUGUUCCUACUGUGUGUCCUGGUAACAGGGUAAGGGAUCUCUACCCUCUACCUGGGCUUCCUUCCCCCUGUGUGUGAGCUGCUCCUGUUUCUCUAGCAUCUCGGGUCCUUCUACAUGUCCACCAGCAGGAACUGGCCUGGAGGCUUUAAGAAGUGCCUGAGAUGUUCCCUGAGAUAGUGGCAGGAUUCUCUGUAGUGCCUGGCCUGCCUGAAGGUGGUUUGUAAGAGCCGAGCCAUUGCCAAUAACUGAGAGAAUGAGUGUUCUGGGCCCACAGUGCUUUUUGAUGCUCUGACAAAAAAACAAAAUGGAGCUGUGAAAAGCCAAGCCGUUGCCUUAUGUAAUUGAUGUGGUGAUGUAUUAACUUCUGAAUAAUGGAAAGUUAGAAGAAACAAGAUACAAGUCCUCAGUGUA